This is a messenger RNA of Culex pipiens pallens (northern house mosquito), 4088 nucleotides long. RefSeq names its product oxysterol-binding protein 1 (gene Osbp). Gene Ontology annotation, molecular function: sterol binding. The transcript is spliced from 11 exons. The coding region runs from base 331 to 2859 and encodes 842 amino acids. NCBI's taxonomy places the organism in Eukaryota, Metazoa, Arthropoda, Insecta, Diptera, Culicidae. The record is from RefSeq and is a predicted model, not a curated record. Gene Ontology annotation, cellular component: membrane; intracellular membrane-bounded organelle; cytosol.
AAAGUGCUUUUCACGACGUCGCUCUUGGUUCACUUUUCAUCGCGAAAAAAUGGUGGACGUGGCCGAUGGUUGAGAAGUCGUCGCGGAUUAAUUUAAUUUCCUAGUGGCUAAACGGAACCUUUCCGAGGAUUAUAUUGCGGGCCCGUGUUUUGUCCGAUUUCGGGGGCAUCGAUUGUGUGUGAAUUCCGUGUGCUGGGAGCGGUUUCCUGGGCGGAAACAGUGACUUGUUGUUUGCCUUUAGGGGGGUGAAAGUGUUUUUUUUUUUUUCGUUGCAAAAUCUGUUUUUCUCUGCGGGCUGAGUCCCAGAAGUGAGGUGGAGAACCGUGCAAAAUGUCCGAAGUGGUGGUCAAGGGAGGAGGGGCCAGUGGCGCUGCAGCAGGCCCGCCUGCGGCCAGUUCCGCUGCUGGAGGUGGUGCCACAGCGGCCACCCAAUCCGAACCCGACAUGAAGGGUUGGCUGCUCAAGUGGACAAAUUACCUCAAGGGUUACCAGAAGCGGUGGUUCGUUUUGUCCAAGGGAGUGCUGUCCUAUUACAGGGCUGAACACGGAGCCGGAGCGAACGCAGGGGGCAGAGGUGCCGGGGGCAAAUUAUCUAUACGACGUCGCAGGAAAGGCCCCCGAGCGGAGAGCAAAGGAUCCAUGAUGCAAUGCAUUCGGGCACCUCACUCGCCCACUAGGCUACUGGCUUCCCCACCCGAAUCGAAAAAAGACCGAAAGAAAAGCAAAAAGAAUCAAGCGGAGAUGACACACACCUGUCGCGGUACAAUAUCCCUCCACGGGGCCCUCAUCCACACCGUGGAUUCGUGCACCUUUGUGAUAUCGAACGGCGGAACCCAGACGUUCCACAUAAAAGCUGCCAACGAGGUGGAACGGCAGUCCUGGGUGACGGCGUUGGAGCUGGCCAAAGCAAAAGCAAUACGAGCCAUGGAAAGCGACGAAGAGGAGGAGGACACGGCGGCCAACACGAUACCGAGCGAGGAGCUGAACCUGGUGGUGCGGGAGUUGACCGUCCGGCUGGAGAACCUAAAGACGUGCUACGAUCUAAUUACGAAGCACGGUUCGGCGCUGCAACGAGCCUUGAACGAGCUGGAAUCCGGCGAAGACCUACCCAACAAGACGAAAAUUGUCAGCGAACGGGCCACGCUGUUCCGGAUAUCAUCGAAUGCAAUGAUUAAUGCGUGUUCCGAUUACCUGCAGACGGCGCAAACCCAGGGCCACAAGUGGUCCAAGAUGCUGCAGCACGAGCGCGACCAGAAGCUGCAUCUGGAGGAGAUGGUCGAGCAGCUGGCGAGGCAGCACUCGCACCUGGAGCAGGCAGCGCACCGUCACCGACCGAACGCCACCACUUCCGCCUCCGACGACGAGGAUAAUGAGUUCUACGACGCACAAGAAGAAGGUGGUUCCGUCGCUUCCCAGGAAGACAGCUCGUUCAUACUGAAGAUUCCGGUCGCGCACCACCACCACCACCGGCGCAACUCCAACGACGCUACGGGUAGCUCCUCCGAGGGCGAAGACGGCAAUAGUGAAACACAGCAAGUAUUAGUAGUCACCGAUAACCUAGACAAUAUGGACGUGACGGAUAGAAUAUCUGUAAAUAGUAGUCAAGCACUAACACCAACGCUUUCCAACAACAACCAGUCCACGAAGGUGGCGCGGACGCGCCGAUUGCGCGUCCCCGACAAGCCCAACUAUCCGCUGAACCUGUGGUCAAUCAUCAAGAACUGCAUCGGCAAGGAUCUGUCCAAGAUCCCGAUGCCGGUCAACUUUAACGAGCCGCUGUCGAUGCUGCAAAGAUUAACGGAAGAUUUCGAGUACUCGGAAAUCCUGGACAAGGCCGCCCAGUGCAAGGACGCCUGCGAACAGCUCGCGUACGUGACCGCAUUUACCAUCUCGAGCUACUCGACGACGAGCAACCGCACCGGCAAGCCGUUUAACCCGCUGCUCGGCGAAACGUACGAGUGCGACCGGACGGAUGACCUCGGGUGGCGAUGCGUCAACGAGCAGGUGUCCCAUCAUCCGCCGAUGGCGGCCCAGUACUGCGAGGGACGCGGCUGGCGAUGCUGGCAGGAGUUCACGAUGACGUCCAAGUUCCGCGGCAAGUACAUCCAGAUCGUUCCGCUGGGGUACGCCCACGUGGAGUUCCCCGCCACCGGUAACCGGUACACGUGGCGCAAGGUCACGACCACGGUGCACAACAUAAUCGUGGGCAAGCUGUGGGUGGACAAUCACGGCGACAUGGAGAUCUUUGGCGAAAAGAGCGCCAAGGGGGUCAAGUGUCAUCUGAAAUAUCUGCCCUAUUCGUACUUUACGCGGGACACCCAGCGCCGGGUCAAGGGCGUCGUCAUGGAUAACGCGAGCCAGGUCAAGUGGGUCAUCAACGGCACCUGGGACAGCAAGAUCGAAAUCGCCCCGGUCACCUCGACCAGCGGUUCGGCGGAGAAUCCCGUCUUCAAGACGGGCAACUACAAGACGGCCUGGAACCGGCGGUUACCGGCCAGCGACUGCGAAAAGUACUACAACUUUACGACGCUCGCCUGCCAGCUGAACGAACCGGAGCCGGACGUCGCGCCGACGGAUUCGCGGCUGCGGCCCGACCAGCGGCUCAUGGAGGACGGCAAGUGGAACGAGAGCAAUGGCGAAAAAUUAAGACUGGAAGAGAAGCAACGAGCGCGGCGGCGCGAGCGGGAAGCCGAAGCGGAGAAGGCCGCCGCCGAGGGCCGACCCUACCCGCCGUACGAGCCGGUGUGGUUCGACAAGCGCAAGGAGGACGGCACCGACCAGCUGGUGCACGUCUUCAAGGGCACCUACUGGGACGCCAAGGCGAAACAGGACUGGUCCAAGAGUCCGGAUAUUUUCUAAGCGGGUGUUCUACUGUUCGAAACCCGCUUCGUAGAUUCUUGUGAGUGAGUGCGCGCGAGUGGCUGAGAACGUGAGUGACUGGGAUGAGUGCACGCGAGUCGCGUCGUUGCCAUGCAGGGUUAAUUAAAAGUGAGUUGAGUGCGAGGCAACUACAAAAACGAAGGUUUUAUCCGCAAUUCAUGCUGUUUAAUUUAACGAAAAAGAAUGAAACAAACUUUAAGCUACGCCAAUGUGUUACAUCUUUUAGGAUUCAAAACGCUGAUUGUUUACCCCCUCCCUAGAGUAACGAUGAAUAAAUGCAGCAGCUGAUGCGAUUAUUCUUCCUAAACGUUCUGUUGUUCUGUUGAUUCGUUUACCAAAAAAGUGUACAUUUACUCUGUUAUAUAUGUAUGAUAACUUUAUUUCUCAGUAAGAGUUGAAAAUAUGCCUGGUUAAUGUGACUAUUUAUAAAGAAAAAAAAGCAAAAACGUAACGAGACAACACAAACAAACAAAAAAAACUAUACAACUCGAGCGAACUGGAAAGCGGUCUCCCAUAUUGAUAUGAUAGCAUUCAAAUGAUAAUUGUGACAUCUUCUCUUUGAGAAGCAACUAAGAAAACAUUUUGGGAUAACUUUACCUAAGAAAAAAAAAACUAUUGCUAUUUCUAGUGAAAACACAACAAAAAAAACCUAAUUAUUACUACUAAACUGAAAGUGAAAACCACGAAUAGAUUGGUGAAAGCAUAAACUAAUGAAAAUAUACUACCUUUAAUGUUUCCAAAUGGUGCAAAGGUUUUUGUUUUCUCUUUCUUUUAGUGAGACGUCCAGUUUGAGUUUUAGAGAUAGCAAAAGAUACAAAAUCAAUCCAAUUUAUGUUAGACUUUCGCGACGCUAAACGCUAAAUAGCAAACAAUUUUUAACGAUUCAAUAGUCUUCUGGCUUGUUCAUACUGUUAAAACACACACACACACCCUAUUAAGAACUAUAUGUAUAAACUCCAUGCAAAAUAAAAAAAAAACAGAGCAAAGCAAAAACCCCUCUCUAUGGCAAAGAAAUAAACAAAAUAAUCAAUCCGUCAUAAAAAAACACUCAGUUUACGGUGGUGCAGAGAUAAAAUUACAAAACACAACUGAAGCAAAAUAAUAGCGAAUAAACGAAGGUAACUAAACUAAACUGUUAGAUAAAAAAAAUAGUUAUGAUAAUUGACAAACGAUUAAAUUAAAGCAAAAGCAAACAAAAAAAGGGAAAA